UAUAAUAAUUUUUAUAUUCCUUUUUGUACUUCAUAAGUUUUUUGGAUGCAAUUCCGUUUUUUUGAUCAAACAUAUUUAAAGCUUUUCUCUAUUGUAAUUUACAAUUCAAUAGUUAAUAAUUUUUUUAAAUCUAUUGAUGAAUUUUACUAAAUUAUGAAUCGAAAUAAUAUUAAUAAGGAAAACGUUCGCUUGUGUCACCAGUUUUCUACUCCACAAACUAUAGGAAAAAAUGUUACAAUUACAUCAGUUUCAAAAAAAUCAGAUGUAUUAUCUUACCUUCAAAAUAAAAACGGUAUAGAUGUAUGUAGAAUUAUUAAACCAGAACUAUCAAAAAAAUUUUCUAAAGAAGUUACUAUUACUCCUAUUGAGAACAAAGAAAGUAAUGAGGUUAUAUCUUUGUUAAAAAAACUGCCUGCUAUAUCUUUUGCAAUAAUUAAGCCUGAACCGGAGUUUAAAGUACCUCAAACUCCUCCUUUGCUAUCUUCUACAUCACGAACCCCUGUUAAAUGUAUUCGUUCGAAGAAACCUAAAGAACUUCAGAAUAGAAGCUUAUCAUCCGAGAACAAUUUUAAACAGCCUUUACCGCCAGACAAUAAAAAAAUUGUGGUAACUCCUAAACCUCUUAGAGAACGAAAUGUUCCUUCGUCUUCACUACAAAAAUGCCGAACCUUGUCGUUUCCUCUACAAGGAAAUAUUUUGCAACAACAACACACAAAGCAACGGAAUUCCCCUUCAACUUCUGUACCAAACAUAAAGACACCGAAAUCAACACCAAAAAAACGUACUCCAAACCAGCAAGUAAAAACUAAACAAAUGCAGAAAAAUGUUGAUGAUAAAACCCAAAAAGAAUGUGAGACAUCAGAAAUAUCUCUUGAGAAAAUACCCUCAACGCUUCCGGACAAUAAGGAGAAUGUUCCCAGAACAAGUUCUCCUAACAGUUUAUUUACUACAAUUGGCAAAAAUGAUACGACGGAACCAUCUGUUAAUAAUAGCUACACAUUAAUGGACUUGUCAGUCGAUGGUAAGAUUAACAUAACGCCCGCUGCAGCUCCGUCUUGGGAUCUUGAUAACUCCAGUGUACCCGAGUACGAUAAGUUCGUUAUGGGUAUCGGUGAUACCACUCCUUCGCCGUGCAGCUCGUCAACCGAUUAUGGUACAACUUCCACCAUGUCGGAACUGUUGCCCGACAUGGUUGAGCCAGAAAAUAGGUCCACGCCAUCAUCUCAGUUCUGGUAUGAAGAUAUAACCAAGUCGCUUGGCCAAAACUCUGUGGAAUUUCCCGUGAACGGAUAUUUGAACGAAAAUGAUAUAAAAACAACAGCUGCUGACGACGCACAAACUUUGCAAAAGAUUAGAAAUCGCUUUUGUGAUUUAACAAAUACUGUGUUAUGCAAUAAUGAACCAUGGAAAGAUAAAAAAAGAGUUGCACAACAAGAAGAAUCGUUCAAAAAAUCAAAACUUGAAUAAAAAAUUAAAAAUUUUAUUGGAUUGUGAUAAUAACAACAUACGAAAAACAAAAAAAUUAAAUCUACUUAAAAAUUCUACUAGAAAAUUAUUAUACUAUGUGAUUCGAAGUAAUUUAAAAAUAAUUUUAUUUUUUAUAAAUAGUCCUUUCAUUUUAAUCUGUUAUAUUGUCUUGUUUAAUUUAUUACUCUUAUUAAUUUUUACAAGAAUAAUUUUAAUUAAUUUUUAGCAGUUAAUUAGAAAAAAACCUUCUAUUAGAAAAAUUUUGUUGUUAAAAUUUUCUGUGAUUUUUU
Daktulosphaira vitifoliae (grape phylloxera) is the source of this 1757-nucleotide messenger RNA. RefSeq lists its product as uncharacterized. The record is from RefSeq and is a predicted model, not a curated record. Lineage: Eukaryota; Metazoa; Arthropoda; Insecta; Hemiptera; Phylloxeridae. Bases 154 to 1467 code for a protein of 437 amino acids. The transcript is spliced from 4 exons.